AUGUCGCAUAUAAGAGAAAGGCUUGAGAUACAAGAUAGAACACUUAACGAACUUUAUAAAAAACAAGAAAAGCGUCUUGAUUAUGAAAGAGAACGUUUUGAAAAGGAAAGAAAAGAAGCUAAUGAACGUCUGGAUAAUGAAAGAAAUAAAGCUAAUGAACUGAUGUUAAUCAGAAUCGACAAGCAAGGACAGUGA
Molecule: messenger RNA, 195 nt
Organism: Scutellospora calospora
Lineage: Eukaryota; Fungi; Glomeromycota; Glomeromycetes; Diversisporales; Gigasporaceae
Source: the annotation of a GenBank genome assembly